AUGCUAGUGUCGAGGUUGCCACAGUUAGCGGCGAGGCCAUAUGCAGUCGGGCGGGGCUGUGCGGCGGGGGCGUGCGGGCAGAGACGGCCGAUCAUGGGAUUCGUGCGGAACGCGCUGGGGUUGGACCCUCCGGCGUCGCCAGAUGAGCCAACGGACGAGAACCGGUUCCACGUGUGGGAGCAGUCGCCGUCGCCGGACCUGCGGGAGCGGGCGGCGCGGAUCCGGGCGUUGGCACGGUGCCCGGUUACAGGCAAGGACAUCCGGUACAGCUGCGAGCGCUCGGGGAUCCCGACGCACCACUCGCGCGAGGCGUGGGAGCAGGACGAGGAGUACCACCGCAGCAAACGGUGGGCGACGCUGCGGAAGGUGAACGUGUACGAGCACGACCUGCGCAGCGGGCGGCCGUUUGCGGAGUUUGAUUUUCCGCAGGAACAGGGCCGCGACAGAAUGGUGAACAUGCUGAACUGGGACCUGUUCCUGUAUACGCGGCAGUUCUACUCAAUGGACACGGAUUUCCAGCUGGCGGCGGUGACGAAGAUGCUGUCGUACCCGAUCACGAUCGGGUCGCUGCUGCACCAAUUCUCGCCGUACGCCCUGGAGCCGCGGGGGCCGAUCACGCUGGAGGGGCUGAAGUCUCUUGCGGCGCUGCGCUACACGCUGUACCCGGAGAGCGAGAGCGCGCGCGCCGUGCGCUCGAAGCCCAUGCGCAUUUUCAUCCUCGGCGCGCGCGCGGAGGCGCAGCUGCCGGGGCACGUCUGGAAGCAGCUGCAGUACCUGUUCCCCGGCUCUAACAUGGAGAUACACUUCAUCGGCCCGGAGGCGCUGUACGACCGCCAGCGCAAGGAGUACGUCCACAGUAGCACGCCGGUUUCCAAGCGCGUGGAUGGCACGCUGAAGCUUGUGCACCACACUGACUACCUCCACGUCUUCCACGAGGCACAGGACUUCUUCCCGUACGACCCGUACAACGACGUGUUCUUCUGCUUCCACCCGGGCUUUGCGUCAGCCGAGGGCAGGAGCUCGUGGAUGGACAAGACCGUCCCUGCGCUGCUCGAGACCAAGUGUGCCAUCUUCGUCACCGGCUUCCAUCGCGAUGACAUGUUCGGCGACUUUGAAGCGCUGCGCGCCAGCCACGACGCGGAGAUGGACGUCCUCAUGCACCCAACCAAAAACAUCUUUGGCAGCACCAAGUGGGAGCUGAACGACAUGAACCCCCACGAGGUCUAUCAGUUCAAUAUGUACAUUGCCGGUUUCCGCGGCAAGCGUUACCACGCCAUCCAGGUCUAA
Molecule: messenger RNA, 1287 nt
Organism: Eremothecium gossypii ATCC 10895
Lineage: Eukaryota; Fungi; Ascomycota; Saccharomycetes; Saccharomycetales; Saccharomycetaceae
Gene: MSS51
Product: Mss51p
Exons: 1
Coding region: 1-1287 (428 amino acids)
Biological process (GO): mitochondrial respiratory chain complex IV assembly
Cellular component (GO): extrinsic component of mitochondrial inner membrane
Source: RefSeq, marked provisional